Molecule: messenger RNA, 2089 nt
Organism: Amphibalanus amphitrite
Lineage: Eukaryota; Metazoa; Arthropoda; Thecostraca; Balanomorpha; Balanidae
Product: protein transport protein Sec31A-like
Exons: 14
Biological process (GO): COPII-coated vesicle cargo loading; intracellular protein transport; endoplasmic reticulum organization
Cellular component (GO): endoplasmic reticulum exit site; COPII vesicle coat
Molecular function (GO): protein binding; structural molecule activity
Source: RefSeq, a predicted model, not a curated record
CGCGUUCGUGUUGUUGUUGCCGGCGAAUGUGCUGGCUGCUGCUGGCGUGUGAUUACUUGUGGGCGUCGAACGUUAUUUGAAUUUAUGUCAAAGAUAUUUCACAUUUCUGCCUUUCACUGCUUGAGCUGAUUAAAACUCGGCCGCACCACCGCUGUCACCAUGAAGGUGAAGGAAGCAGAGCGGACGGCCAACGCGGCCUGGUCGCCCGCCCCUCUGCCAGACUUAAUGCUGGCCGCGGGCACGGCGGCACAGCAGCUCGAUGCUACGUUCUCGUCUUCUGCCCGGCUCGAGAUUUUUGGUCUCGGGUUGGGAGAUAGUACCCUGGAGAUGCCCGUUUUGGCGAGUGUGGAAACGCCGUCUAGGUUCCACUGCGUGUCGUGGGGCGCCCACGGUCUCUCCACCGGUUCCCGUCCCGCCGGUAUGAUAGUGGGCGGCUCGGAUGGUGGGAAGAUCGCUCUAUAUGACGCCCGUAAGCUGCUGGAUGGGCAGCCGGCACUACUGGAGACUACCAGCAGACAUACGGGAGCUGUGCGGUCGCUGGAUUUUAAUCCGUUCCAGGCCAAUCUGCUGGCAUCGGGCGCCUCAGACUCCGAACUAUACAUCUGGGAUCUGAACAGUCCCAGUACCCCUAUGACACCGGGAGCCAAGGCACAACCCGCUGAAGACGUAUCAGCGGUCACAUGGAAUAGACAGGUUCAGCACAUAAUGGCGUCUACGUUCACCUCCCGCUGUGUGGUCUGGGACCUGAGGAAAAACGAACCCAUCAUCAAAGUCGGUGACGGUCAGGCCGGGAUGAAGUGUAAGGUGGUGGCCUGGCACCCCGAGGUAGCCACUCAGCUCGUCCUGGCCAGUGAGGACGACCACACGCCGGCCAUACAGCUGUGGGAUCUGCGUUUCGCCACGGCGCCGCUGAAAACUCUGCAGAGACAUCAGAAGGGUAUCCUGUCUCUGGCCUGGUGCCAGCGCGACUCUCAUCUGCUGCUCAGCGCGGGGAAAGACGACAAAAUACUCUGCUGGGACCCGCACUCCGACGCACCGGGCGGAGAGGUGGUGGCCGAGCUGUCAGCGUCCCCUCAGUGGAACUUCUCGGUCGAGUGGUGCCCCCGGAACCCGGCACUGAUCGCCGCCUCCAGCUUUGACGGGCAUGUGUCCGUGUACAAUGUGAUGGGCAAGGUGGAGGAACCGCUGGCGUCGCCAACAUCGGCGCUGGCUGACUCAUUUCCGGACAUGGCCGGAGUGGCUGCCGCACUGCCCACGGUCCAGCGUCGGACAUCCAUACCGCUGACACGGCCCCCGCGGUGGAUGAAACGGCCAUGUGGGGCCACCUUCGGGUUCGGCGGCCGGUUGGUGUCGUUUUGCCACACUCCGACCACGGACGGCGGCCGGCCGACCCGACAGGUGGAAAUACACCAGGUGGUGACGGAGCCAGAGCUGGUGCAGCGGUCACAGGCCUUCCAGCAGGUUCUCAUGACUGACGGCCUGCCGGGCUUCUGUACGGAGCGGGCCGAGUCUGCUGCUGAACCCGACCGUCCCGUGUGGAGGUUUCUGGCGGCCAGGUUCAGCUCCGACCCGCGCGGGGAGUUACUCAGACUGCUGGGCUAUCAGAGCCGACCCGAGAAUGGAGGAGAGGGGGAGAAUGGUGCAGAUGAUCAGGCGAUGCAGGAGCCACCGGCGGCUGAGAGUGGUGAGGACGCGUUUGAGGCCAUAUCCCGAUCACAGACUUCCACCAGCGACUCGCCGACUGCCGAGCCUGAGGAACUAUUUGACAUACCCGCUGGUGACGACACAGACGGUCAGGUCUCGCAGGCCAUUCUCCGUGGAGAUAUGACGGAGGCCGUUGAACGCUGUCUCCAAUCGGAGAGGACCGCCGAUGCGCUCAUCAUUGCCAUGGCAACGUCCCAGGAACUCUACGAGAGCACGCGCGCCAAAUAUCUGGAGUCUAUGAAGACGGAUUUGUCUCGUCUCAUCUCUGCUCUCGUCUCUCGCGACUGGAGUACCGUGGUCGGACGGUGUGACCCUGGCUCAUGGAGAGAAGCGCUGGUAGCUGUGCUCACGCACGCGCCGCCCGAACAGGUGGCGCCGCUCUGCG